Messenger RNA from Oenanthe melanoleuca, 3792 nucleotides. RefSeq names its product transmembrane protein 63A (gene TMEM63A). Bases 429 to 2846 code for a protein of 805 amino acids. NCBI's taxonomy places the organism in Eukaryota, Metazoa, Chordata, Aves, Passeriformes, Muscicapidae. The transcript is spliced from 24 exons. The record is from RefSeq and is a predicted model, not a curated record. Gene Ontology annotation, molecular function: nucleic acid binding; calcium-activated cation channel activity. Gene Ontology annotation, cellular component: plasma membrane.
GACGGGGCGGGAGGGAAGGGACGGGAAAGGCAGAGAAGGGAAGGGAGGGGGUAGGAGAGGCCGCCCUGGCGCAGCAUCCAGAAUAGUGCUGUCGUCAGAGCCACGUGCAUUCCUCUUAGAGGCACGACAUCCCAAGAGUAGUAUCCCUGGACCUAUGUGAUGAGGACCUACAAUAUUUGCUUUUGAAGGAUUGAGCUUUUUUUUGGAGAGGAGUGGUUUCUUGUGAAUUUAUCAAUCAGAAGUGUGUUCUGCAUGAAGCAGUACUUGAAAACCAGCAAGUUAAUAAGAUUCAAGAAAGGAAAUGUUUGAAGUGGAAUGCCCCAAAAUAAAGGAGCAAUUGCCUGCGGUGAUAAAAAGAACUUUGUAUCAAUAGCCAAAUCUCGUGCAUUCUUGUAUGGUACUACAUUAUCUGAUCAGGGAUAGACAAAAUGAACCCUUUCUAUUUUCUGGGUUUUGGAGAUUCUCAUCUAGGCUUCUUCGGGAACAGGAGUGGACCUUUCAACAGAACAAAUGAGUCUUACUGCUACAGCACUGCCCAGGGCAGCACAGUGCUCCAAGGGGUAACUUUUGGUGGAAUCCCAACAGUCCUGCUACUUGAUGUAACCUUCUUUUUUAUUUUAAUAUUACUGUUUUCCAUUAUAAGAAAGAGAUUCUGGGACUACGGUCGUGUUGCUCUGGUGUCAGAAGUUGAAAGUGAAUCAAGAUAUAACCGGUUGUCAACAUCAUCAUCAGUACCUGAAGAUCUUGAAUAUGACAAGGGGUUUUGUUCUUGGAUUACAGCUGCUUUUCGGAUGCAUGAUGAUGAGAUCCAUGAGAGGUGUGGUGAGGAUGCCAUCCAUUACCUCGCCUUCCAGCGUCACAUCAUCUGCUUGCUGAUUGCUAUCAGCAUUUUGUCCGUGUGUGUCAUAUUGCCUGUCAAUCUGUCAGGUGAUCUGCUUGAUAAAGAUCCAUAUAGUUUUGGAAGAACAACUAUAGUAAACUUACAGACUAGCAAUAAUCUUCUUUGGCUGCACACAGUUUUUGCUGUUGUUUACCUGAUCCUGACUGUUGUCUUCAUGAGGCAUCACAUGAAGUAUGUCACAUAUAGAGAAGAAAACAUAGUUAAGUGCACGUUGUUCAUAACUGGUCUUCCAAAAAAUGCGAGUGAACAGACGGUACAAAACCAUUUCACAGAUGCCUACCCGACUUGCACCGUGCUGGAGGUCCAGCUGUGUUACGACGUAGCCAAGCUUAUCAACCUGUUCAAAAAAAGAAAACAGGCAGAAAAAAGCUUGACUUACUAUGAACACCUGCAUCAGAAGUAUGGCAAGAGGGUCCAGAUCAAUCCUAAGCCAUGUGGUCAGUUCUGCUGCUGUGAAAUGAGAGGAUGUGAAAGGGAGGAUGCUGUAGAUUAUUAUACCAAAGUUAGAAAUGAACUUGAGGAAGAAUAUUCAAAAGAGGAACAAGCUGUUCAUAAUAACCCACUGGGAAUGGCUUUUGUAACAUUUCAAGAGAAAUCCAUGGCAACCUACAUCCUUAAGGACUUCAAUGCCUGCAAAUGUCAGAGCAUUAAGUGUAAAGGAGAACCCCAGCCAUCACCCUACAGCAGGGAGCUGUGUGUAUCCAACUGGAAGGUUACAUAUGCUCCUUACCCUGAGAAUAUCUGUUGGAAAAAUCUUUCAGUGCAUGGAUUGAAGUGGUGGUUUAGAUGGGCUUGCAUUAAUUUGCUUCUUUUUAUUGUGCUGUUUUUUCUUACUACUCCUUCCAUAAUCAUCUCAACCAUGGACAAGUUCAAUGUCACUAAACCUAUUCACUACCUUAAUAAUCCUGUCGUCAGUCAGUUUUUCCCAACACUCUUGCUGUGGUCCUUCUCAGCUUUGCUACCAACAAUUGUCUAUUACUCAACUUUGCUGGAGUCCCACUGGACAAAAUCUGCAGAGAACAGAAUAAUGAUGCAUAAAGUCUACAUAUUUUUGAUCUUCAUGGUAUUGAUUCUGCCUUCCCUUGGUCUGACCAGCCUUGAUUUUUUUUUCCGAUGGCUGUUUGACAGAGAAUCAUCUGAUUCUGCAGUUAGGCUGGAAUGUGUCUUCCUGCCUGACCAGGGAGCCUUCUUUGUGAACUAUGUGAUUGCCUCUGCUUUCGUGGGCAAUGGAAUGGAGCUGCUGCGCCUGCCGGGCCUCAUCCUUUACACCAUACGUAUGAUCAUGGCCAAGUCCACAGCAGAGAGGAAAAACAUCAAACAGCAACAGGCAUUUGAAUAUGAAUUUGGAGCAAUGUAUGCCUGGAUGCUGUGUGUGUUCACUGUCAUCAUGGCCUAUAGCAUCACGUGUCCCAUCAUUGUCCCUUUUGGUUUGAUCUACAUCCUCCUGAAGCACAUGGUGGACCGUCACAACCUGUACUACGCCUAUCUCCCUGCCAAGCUGGAGAAGAAGAUGCACUUUGCAGCUGUCAAUCAAGCCCUGGCAGCUCCCAUCCUCUGCCUUUUCUGGCUCUAUUUUUACUCAUUUGUGAGGCUGGGUUUUAAAGCACCUACCACCAUGUUUACCCUGCUGGUUGUCAACAUCACUAUUGUUAUUUGCUUGGCUUACACUUGUUUUGGCUGUUUCAAGUACCUGAGUCCACUGAAUUAUAGGAUUGAAGACACACAGGGUGAAAGAGGAAAAGACACAGAUGUACCAACAGUCCCAACAUCUUCUAUGUACGUCCCCCAGGUUUUGCGUCCUCAUCCCACCGAAAGGACGGUGCUGGCCCCCACGGAGCAGCAGUCCUAUGGCACCAUGGACAGCACUUGUUCUCAGGCAGAAGGAAUCAGAAGCUAUGCCACUGGACCUGCAGUUGUGGAGCAGGCAUCAGGAGCUUCACUCUGAGUUGUGUUGUGAGGACGAACACAAGAUGGAGCACUUGGCUCAGGUUUAGCAGAACUAAUUCCCUGCCACCUCCUACUAAGUAUUCGGUGUUAUUUAUGUACUCCUGCCUGCAGAAAAGGUACAGAAAUAAUUCAUUGUGUGGUCUGCAGCUGUGCUAGGAGAUUAAAAAGCAGAUGCCUUGGGACUGAUUGUUUUCCAGGCUGCCUACACACGUUGUGAAACAAACAAGUUGAAUGUGGAGAUGUUGAUCCUCAGGGAUUUCACUUCUGCUAGCUCAUCACUUGCCUUAUGAAGAUGAAUUAUGCUGCAUAUAAACAACUGGUCACCACCAAAGCCAGUGUAGCUAUUAGAGCUUUCAUUUAUUUAUUAAAAAAAAUUAUUCCCUUUUUAAAAACCCCCAACAUUUAUUAUUUAUAAACCUCUUGGGAUGUGUUAAAUCCUGAGACAAUGCCCCUUUUGAUGAAAAUGCUGUUUGUGUGGGUGCUGAGAAUGGUGUGUGGGAGUCUCUCCUCUUUUCACCCAAAGUAGUCAGCAUAGUUUUGAUCAUGUUACAUUUUUUUUCUUGAAAGAGAUGAGGGAAUUACUGUGCACUUGGGUACUAAAAGUACCAAAGCAAAAAGGCUGGUGUAAAGAAGGGAGUGAUUUAUCUGUUUUUAUAUAUUUUUGAAGGGCAUUUAGGUUGAUAAUAUCUGUUCACUAUUUUUUUAAGGGCCUUCCACAAUGAAAAUUCACCUGCCAACAAUAAAGGAUGUAAACAUUUUAUCUCUUUUAGUCUUGGGUUAAAAUGACAGAUCUUUGGGUUUUCUCUAUAGUGCCAAUUAUAUGAGUUGUAAGAUACUAAGUUUUUAAAUUAUGUAGUAGGUGCUAAUCUAUUCCAAAGUGCAAUGUGGCAAAGUGUAACUAAUAAUCACAGAGCAAUAAAACAGUGAGUUUAGAAAAAUUUCAA